UCUCUAUCGCUCCACGGACAGGGCCAUCUUUGGUCGUCUCCGCCGGUGACAGUGUGGGCUGUAUUCCCCAUUGAUCAUUAAUGUCCAAUGAUUAAUAAAUAACACGCACCGCUGAAGAGCCUUUUAAAGCAGCCACGCCUGAGAGAAAACACAGGAAUUUUAUUUCUCAGCUUUUUUGUGGACCCACUGGCAUUAUUUCCUUCAGCACCCUUUCAUUUCCCAAGGCUGAAAAAAAGAGGGCGAGACGGGAGAGGCGGUGAUACAACAUGGAUGAGGAAUAUGAUGUGAUCGUUUUGGGCACCGGACUCACAGAAUGCAUUCUGUCUGGGAUCAUGUCUGUGAAUGGGAAGAAGGUUCUGCACAUGGACAGGAACCCUUACUACGGUGGGGAAAGCUCUUCCAUUACACCGCUGGAAGAGCUUUACAAGCGCUUUACUCUCCCUGAUAGCCCACCGGAGUCGAUGGGCAGAGGAAGGGACUGGAACGUUGAUCUCAUCCCCAAGUUCCUCAUGGCUAAUGGUCAGCUUGUGAAGAUGCUGCUAUACACAGAAGUGACUCGGUACCUGGACUUUAAAGUGGUGGAGGGAAGCUUCGUCUACAAAGGAGGAAAAAUCUACAAGGUGCCGUCAACCGAGACAGAGGCACUGGCUUCCAAUCUGAUGGGAAUGUUCGAGAAGAGAAGGUUUCGGAAGUUUUUGGUCUUUGUGGCCAAUUUUGACGAGAACGACCCCAAGACCUUUGAGGGGGUUGACCCUAAAACCACCACCAUGAGGGACGUCUACAAGAAGUUUGACCUGGGCCAGGACGUCAUCGACUUCACUGGCCACGCCCUGGCCCUCUACCGGACAGAUGACUAUCUUGAUGUUCCCUGUUUGGAGACGAUCAAUCGUAUCAAACUGUACAGCGAAUCUCUGGCACGUUAUGGAAAGAGCCCCUACCUCUACCCGCUGUACGGUCUGGGGGAGCUGCCGCAGGGAUUUGCCAGGCUGAGCGCAAUCUACGGAGGAACCUACAUGCUGAACAAGCCCGUAGAUGACAUCGUAAUGGAGGGUGGCAAAGUGAUUGGAGUGAAGUCAGAAGGCGAGGUGGCUCGGUGCAAGCAGCUCAUCUGUGACCCCAGCUACAUCCCGGACCGUGUCCGUAAGGCGGGUCAGGUGAUCCGGGUCAUCUGCAUCCUGAGCCACCCCAUCAAGAACACCAACGACGCCAACUCCUGCCAGAUCAUCAUCCCUCAGAAUCAGGUCAACCGCAACUCUGACAUCUACGUCUGCAUGAUCUCUUACGCUCACAACGUGGCGGCCCAGGGGAAGUACAUAGCCAUUGUCAGCACCACAGUGGAGACCAGCGAACCCGAGGCUGAGAUCGAACCGGCCUUGGAGCUCCUGGAGCCCAUCGAUCAAAAGUUUGUGGCUAUUAGUGACCUUUAUGAGCCCACAGACGACGGCACUGAGAGCCAGGUUUUCGCCUCGAGGUCCUACGAUGCCACGACUCACUUCGAGACCACUUGCAACGACAUCAAGGACAUCUACAAGCGCAUGACCGGGACCGACUUUGACUUUGAGAACAUGAAGCGCAAACAGAACGACGUGUUUGGGGAGGACGAGCAGUGAGGGCGGUCUGAGGGGUUUCUGGGAGCAGAAAAAAGAAGCGAAGGCGGAAAAGGAGCCGAGAGACGGCGUCUGCCUCCUUUUCUUUUCUCUUCCUCCCUCUCUCCACUCUCAAUGAAAUUCGCUCACAAAAAAAAAACACAUACAUGCUUUUCAAACACUCCCUUCCUCUGACACAGAAAAGCAGGGUUGAGUAGGUCUUUCUUUCAGUUGUGAAAUAUACAGUAUCACCAUAACUUUAGCUUCAUCGUUAGGGGUGAGUUUUUGACUUGUUGCAGAUUUUCAGAACAUUUCAGUCCGUUUUUGUCCGUCAUUCUCAUAUCAGGCUUUCGCUGUUCGGCAGGUCUGAGCUUAACGUAAAAUCCUCUCGCAGGGUCACCUCCAGUUGGCAUGCAUGCAUCUUUUACACAGUAGUUAUUGUACAUAGACUGGAUCAACUCAGCGGUUUAAGGACCGGACCGCUCCCAUCAACCCUGCUUUCACUCCCCGUCUUUUACCUGCGUGACUUCAAACAGACGCCGCUCCUUUUUUUGGCGAAAACUUAAAUGUGAUCAAACAGGCAUAUAAAUGGGCUGUUCUGUCAACUGUUAGUGCUCACUUUUGCAACGCUGUUGUGUUCUCAGUGCAAGCAGGCAAGUUAAUCAGUGGCUAUACCUGUCGCCCUCCAACCCCUCUGCAU
Poecilia latipinna (sailfin molly) is the source of this 2286-nucleotide messenger RNA. RefSeq names its product GDP dissociation inhibitor 1 (gene gdi1). Gene Ontology annotation, biological process: small GTPase-mediated signal transduction; protein transport; vesicle-mediated transport. NCBI's taxonomy places the organism in Eukaryota, Metazoa, Chordata, Actinopteri, Cyprinodontiformes, Poeciliidae. Gene Ontology annotation, cellular component: cytoplasm. Gene Ontology annotation, molecular function: Rab GDP-dissociation inhibitor activity. The transcript is spliced from 11 exons. The record is from RefSeq and is a predicted model, not a curated record. The coding region runs from base 267 to 1610 and encodes 447 amino acids.